This is a messenger RNA of Cottoperca gobio, 2145 nucleotides long. It is a transcript of the gene dcst2, whose product is annotated as DC-STAMP domain containing 2. The transcript is spliced from 13 exons. NCBI's taxonomy places the organism in Eukaryota, Metazoa, Chordata, Actinopteri, Perciformes, Bovichtidae. The record is from RefSeq and is a predicted model, not a curated record. The annotation marks the transcript as partial. Gene Ontology annotation, cellular component: membrane.
GUUGGUAUGAGUACUUUAACAGCUCUUCAGCUCUUUGUUUGUGUGCAGCCGUGUUGGACAGAGUGCGGGAGGUCAGCAGUAACGCUCACGCUGCGGCCCGACGAGUGCAGAGUCUCAUCCACGCUCUGAGCGACAGCGUCCGCCACGUCGCUCGCACUCUGAGGAACGUCCUCCACUUCCUGGUGGACAUCGGCGACAUGUGCAACGCCAAACUGGGCUCUCCGUACAGGAAGUGCCGGACACUGUUCGCAGAGGCUCGGGCCGACUGCUCCGACCUGCUGGGAGACUUCGACUUCCUGUGUGACAUCGUGGACGGCUUCCUGCCGCUGUGCAGUCUCGCCCGCGUCGGCGAGCUCUUCUGCAUCCUCCCCUCCUACAUUGCCAGCCAGUUGAAGAAACGUCUGGCAGCUCCCACCGUCGCAGCGUUUGAGCGAAUGAAGCGGGAGUUUGACUUCAACAUCUCGGCCUCGGUGACCUUUGACCUGGACGCCAACAGUAGCCGCUCGCUGCCGCAGGUGUCUCAGGACAUCAUGGAGGAGGUUUCAUCAGAGCUGCAGGUGUUUCAGAUGCUGAGCGAGCCGCUGACAUACGGCGGCCUCGUCCUGCUCUUCUGCUCCUUCCUGAGGGCGGUGCGGUACAGACGCAGGUAUCUCCGUGAGCUCGACUUUGAUAAUCACUUCAUCAGCGCUCAGUUCAAAGAGCUCGACCAACAGAUGACUUCCGGGGGCGGGGCUUCAGUCCUACCAAUCACAUGCAGAGAAGCCAAGACCUACGUCACACCACUGUCGUGGCGCCUGUCGGGCCGGGAGCAGCGGGCGGUGCUGGUGGGCGUGGCCUCGGUGCUCAGACACCUGGUGAUGGGCGGCCUGCUGGUGGCGCUGGACUUUCUGGUGUUCUGGAUGCUGGACCAGGUGCACCACCAGGUGAAGAGGGACGUCGUGGCCAGAGCCCCGGUGACUAUGACGAUGCAGGUGAACGGCUCGGGUUACGCCUCGGAUAUCUUCAGGGACCUGGUGGCGUCGUUUGACGUCCUGCAGCGAGGAAACGUCACAGUUAUCAGCAGGAAGUGUCUGCGGCCGCCGUCAGAGCCGGACCACGUCACGUGUUUCCUGCUGGGGUUCCUGUUGGGUCUGGCUCUGCUCGUCUCUCUGACCGGAGGAUUCGUGCAGCGCAGCAGACGACUCGUCUGUGCUUCAUAUCAUCCAGAGAGAGAGCUGGAGAGGAUCCUCUUCCUCCGGCAGCAGAUCCUGGAUCAGAGGGGGGAGGUGGGGAGAGCCCUGAGGAGGUCUGCAGCUCGGAGCCAGGGGGGGGGAGGAGGAGGAAGAGGAGGAGGGAGUCGCCUUCACUCUCUCCUGCUGCGGUUACCUGGAGGGGUCCAACUGUCUCACCUGCUGGGUCUGUCAUCAGUGAGCUGUCUGUCCUGUGGUGAGGUGGUGAGACAGGACGAGGACAACAUGGCUGCCUGUGAUGUCCCCCAGUGUCCAGGCGUGUACUGUCGGCCAUGUUUCCACAGUUUGGGAAACACGUGUGUCGUCUGUGCGCGACCUGUGACCUUCCAGGAAGACGGCGAGGAGGAGAGGGACUCCAGCGAUGGCGAGCAGCUGAACACGACUCUCAGUGGUGACAGGAAGCUGAAGAGGAGGACUUUCUCCGUGGCAACACGCCGCACAUGGAGUGCAGGAGAGAGAACGACUGCAAAGGACUCCGAGCUGAGUGAAGCAGACAUGACGGAGCCGGGUCGGACGACAGUAACGAAUCCUUCUCCUCCACGACCUCCGUGAACCCUAAUCCUGGAAUUUGAUCAUGGACCUUGAUUCUGGACCCUGAUCCCGGACCCUGAUCCUGGUCCAAAACUGUUAAAGUUAUUAAAGCAUGAAAUGUCAAAUUACGCUGAAGUGUCCUCUGACCUCUAUCCUCUGACGGACUAUAUAAUAAUAUAAUAAUUGAAUAAUAGAAACUAGUUAUUAUAUCUAAAGGAUCUUUUAAUUUCAGAUUUUCAGAAUUUAUAUAGUUUUACAUAAUCAUUAUCUGUGUAAUAAUUAAUGUCUGUCACAUGACUUCUGUACUUGUAUUAUCUCAGAUCAUUUAUUUGAAUUGUAUCUUUUGACCUACCCUGUGAGUCCCCCCCCCCCCCCCCCUCCCCAC